AAUCAUUAUUUUCUUCCAUGCAUUAUUUGUUUCACAGAGUUGAUGUUAUCCCAGGCAAAAGCAAUUAUUAAAUCCACUGAUGAUUAUUCACAACCUCAGUUUGGGCCCAACAGACUUCUGCAUUCAGCAGCAGUUUCAGAAAGGCCAGGACUCCAAGCUUGCUGCACACAUCAAAGAGCAUCAGAUGAGAGCCAUGAUGAAAUAUCAGACCUUGAUAGCUACAAAUGAAACAGUGGAAGCAAUUCUUGUGUUAUGUCAGCAUCCACAGGAAACACUGUCAGUGUUUGGGUGGGUCAACUGAGAGUUGCAGAGUUCUCAUCUUUAGAAUUUCAUUGAACCCACAAUUGGUGAAGAUGGUCUCAAAGACACAAAUGUCAACCAAGAGUGAUUAAAGUAGCAGCUUAUAAAAAUGGAUCUGAAACAGCCUUUUCAGUUACUGUACCAACCAUCACCUUGUUGCUGGAAGAGUACAUGGAAAAGCUGAAUCUGAACAUGGCUGCAAGAUGAGUAUUCCUGACAGGCAGCAAGGAAGCAUUCAAAUCUGAAGAUACACCCCCUGAAGCUGGUGUUUAAGUUUCAAUGGGAGAACCCUUUUUAGAUCCAUUCAAAAAUAUUCAAGACCAUCUGUUGUUAAUGAAGAAAGUAACUUGGGCAAUGAAUGGGCUGAGGCUUCCUAUUGAUAUUAAAAUUGUUCUUUCUAUUAAAAUGAAGAGACUUACUGAGAAGAUCUCAAUCUGAAUUCUGUUCUUUAAGAAUGGCAUGGGGCAGGAUGGACGUGAGGUUACAGUGGGAAACAAAACAAUGACAAAGUUUCUCUGCUUGAACAAUGCUUUGCAAAAUUCCAUCCCACCUUUGCGAGGACCACUUUGGGUCUCUGAAGGAGGAGUAGGUCUCAGCCCCUCUGGAGCUAAGAUGUACAUCUAAGGAGUUCUUGUGGCCUUGUUCCAACGAUUAAAGUCUGCCAAAAGGUAUUACAAGCAGUUGAAUCUGGCCAUGAAUGAGCAGAAAGAGAAAAUUACACAAAAAAUAAUUUUCUUAAUGUCAGAAAAAGAAAACCAUGAGGUGAGAGAAGUGAGCAAGCUGAUUGAUGAAUUGCAGGCAGCUAUCAAAAACAACAGAGGUCAUCUCUUGAAACGUGGCCCCCAAUUACAGGCUGCACAGGAGCAAUUCUCCUCUUCUGUCUGCCAACACAUUCAAAGCCUUCCAGCAAACACACUUGUCCCAGGAGGCCUGAAACUCAAGGUAUUUGAAAAUGGCAAAGACACUGGAAAGAUCUCUGUUUGCACCAGUUAAAAAAAGAACGAAUUGGGUUCUGAUAGCCCAACCCAAGCUGGCGCUGUGCUGGAAGAACUACUUCUCAAGAUUCACCAAAGGCUUCAGGGUUCCGCCAUCAACCCACCAGGCCUCCAUUUUACUUCCAUCCAGCUUUUCGAGGUGCAUGGCCAAGAAAUUAUGAUUCCACCUUUGCUGAAGAAUAAACAAUAAUUUUGGUUGUCCUAUGGUAAAGCAUACAGAUCACCUUUUAGCCUUAUUUUGAAUUUGACCUUUGGCGGAGUCACUAAUCACAGAGAAGGCAUCGUAGUUGUGUACAAAGCCUUUUGGGAUCAUACUGCUGUCCUACUACCUGGAUGUGACAAAGUAUUGCUUUGGGAAGUUUGUGAAGACUUUCCAGUCAGUCAGCAGAUACCUGAUCACUUUGAAAAGGUGGAGGAGAAUGAUUUUCUGUAGAAUAAGGUGGAUCCUAAUGUCUUUCUUCCACACUUCUUUUUUCCCAUUGGAAAGUGGAGUGGCUCAAGUAGCCAAGUGAGCAACAGGGGUCAAAUAGUGCUGUCCACGCAGUGGCCUGCAGCCAGCGUGUGGCUGAUCAUGUGGGCUGAGGUGAUCCUGAGCCAAGUGAUAACUCAGGGCUGCCUUGCUAUUGGUCAUGUGAUCAAAGUCAAGGCUGCUGAGGGAACUUCACUGGAAGUAUAUAAAUUAAUCCUACAGAAAAGGCAUAAAGGAGAUGAAUCUCAGAAGAGGGUAUUUGGAACUGAUGGCUGCAUCUUUUUGUGCUGCCAAAAUAAUGCCAGCAUCCCUGCUCUGAAGCAGCUACCAGAACUCUCAGACAUCGACUGAAUGCCAGAAGGUUCUCUUGAGGAGACAAAGCAGCUGACAGCAGCACUGGUGAGGAAACUGGAAGAGAAACACCCUAAGGCUUCCGCUCAGAGGUGGACUGUAGCUCAUAAAACAUAAACUAGUAAGCCAGGCCAGUGAAAACAUGCCAGAGUUGAAGAUCCUCUUAACAAGCUUGGGUACAUGUAGCCAACCUUUGCUAGUGGCCAGCUGAAAGAGCAUGAAUUGCUUUGUAUUGCAGUUAUUGAAACUUUCAUCACAAUUGUUUUUAAUAUUAUAUUGGAAGAACUUACUAAGGAGUUCUCCAGAAAGGACCAAGAGAACAGGUACACUAAAAUUUUAAAUGAACCUUCUGCAGAUUGGAGAUUGUUCAGCAAAAAGAAGAAGAAAUUUUUUUUUUUUGUCUUGAGAGAUUUGCAAAGAGACAAAUUGGGAAAGACAUGGAUCUGAAACUGGAAAUCAUAAUAUAUGGACACCAAAUAUCUAUGAAUAUAUGAAUACCAUCCAAAAAAUAUCCUUAAGUAUGAGACUUCAAAUGCUUCCCAUUUUUAUUCUAAUUUUCUCUUAGAGAUAUUCUAACUAGACGUGAGAACUUCCUUUGUGUCAGGAAGCAAGCUUGCUGUGCACAUACCUACGAAAAUUUUUGGAGAAAAAGGGAACCAUUCCCCCAAACACAGUCCAUUGUAGCACCUUUGCCAUCAGCAGUUUGAAGACAGAGCUGGACAAAUCCUACACCGUGCUGCUCCUCAGCUAGUCCCGGGCAGACAAGGUCCUGGCCUCCAUUCAGGCACAAAGGUGGCUUUGGUCAAGAAGAAACCUGAUGAUGGUCAUCAACACUGGAUCCACAAGGAAAACGGCAGGACCUUGCUCUUGAUAAGUAGCUAAGACCUUGUGCUGGCAAUGUCAAUGACCAAGGGCAGAAACGAAGUCUGUGACGAUCCAGUUCCUGCUCAGGUAUUUUGUUUCUUUAUUUGGAAAUAUGGGCCAUAAAACAAUGGGACUGCAAAUCAAAAGUGGUAUUACAGGGAAAACAUGAAAGCAUUUGUGGUUCUUCAUAGCCAUGCCCUGGAUGAGGAAGACACAUCAGCAAGUUAUGUUGAUGUUUUUACAUCAUUUGUUAUUAAAGAAAACAUUGCUCUGCCAGAUACUAUUAUUUCUGCCCUGGUGAGAAACAGAAUGAUGCUCUGUUUGGCUUAUGUAGGAUCCAGGCGAACAAAGAAGAAAUUGAAACUGUUGCUUCCAGGGGUUCCAAUCCUCUGUGCUUCUAGCUCCAAAACCUCUUGAGGGCCUUUCAAGGUCAUCAACGUGGCCAAAGUGUUAAAAAAAAUUAGAGAAAUAGAUGUGGCCUAUAUGGACAAAAUUUUGACUGAUCUAGAUUCCAUGAAGCACAAAAUGAGACAAUUAAAAGGGCACCAUGUAGCAGCAUGUCAGGCAGCCACCAUAACUCCUGCCCAAAACCCCGUGUAGCCAGUUGUGGUAGAAGGAGGCUGGACUGAACAGGCUCCAGAUGAAAUUAAACUCAUGGAACUUACAAAACACGCAGAGGGACACCUUUCCAAAGUCCAAGAAUAGCGGUCCAAAAGAAGCUUUCCUAAACGUUUGGUCUUAAAGCAGAGCAGUCACAUAAGGCGCCCCAGACAAAUGGGUUUGGAUCUAUAG
Messenger RNA from Ochotona curzoniae (black-lipped pika), 3771 nucleotides. It is a transcript of the gene DCDC1, whose product is annotated as doublecortin domain containing 1. Lineage: Eukaryota; Metazoa; Chordata; Mammalia; Lagomorpha; Ochotonidae. The record is from RefSeq and is a predicted model, not a curated record. Gene Ontology annotation, molecular function: microtubule binding. Gene Ontology annotation, biological process: regulation of mitotic cytokinesis.